This is a messenger RNA of Penicillium mononematosum, 1755 nucleotides long. RefSeq names its product putative mRNA splicing protein (Prp39). Bases 1 to 1755 code for a protein of 584 amino acids. Gene Ontology annotation, cellular component: commitment complex; U2-type prespliceosome; U1 snRNP. The record is from RefSeq and is a predicted model, not a curated record. The transcript has 4 exons. NCBI's taxonomy places the organism in Eukaryota, Fungi, Ascomycota, Eurotiomycetes, Eurotiales, Aspergillaceae. Gene Ontology annotation, biological process: RNA processing; mRNA 5'-splice site recognition. Gene Ontology annotation, molecular function: protein binding.
AUGUCCGACUAUCAGUACGGAGGCUCUGAAGAGGAGAAUGCGGAGAUUAGAAAUCUCGAGGCUCAGCUGCUAGAUGAUCCUGACAACUUCGAAACCUGGGAGAAGCUGGUUCGUACCGCGGAGGCCCUCGAGGGUGGAAUAAAUCGCAAUUCCAACCCCCAGGCCAUCACAACCUGGCGCGCAGCCUAUGACCGCUUCCUUGCUAAGUUCCCUUUGCUCUUUGGCUACUGGAAGAAGUAUGCCGACCUAGAGUUCUCUAUCACCGGCACUGAGGCCGCUGAAAUUGUCUAUGAACGAGGAAUUGCUAGCAUCUCGCCAUCCGUUGAUCUAUGGACCAACUAUUGUUCGUUCAAGGCGGACACUACGCACGAGGCCCAUAUCAUUCGAGAUCUUUUCGAACGGGGUGCGAACAGUGUUGGUCUUGAUUUCCUCUCCCAUCCCUUCUGGGAUAAGUACAUUGAGUUCGAGGAGCGGAUUGAGGCCCACGAUAAGAUUUUCGCCAUUCUUGCACGUGUCAUCCACAUCCCCGUGCACCAGUAUGCUCGCUACUUCGAGCGGUACCGGCAGCUCGCGCAGACUCGCCCUGUGUCCGAGCUCGCCCCGGCCGAGGUCCUCGCCGCUUUCCGCGCCGAAAUCGAAGCUGCGUCAUCCCAGCCGGCUCCUGGCCCCAAGGCUGAAGCGGAGAUCGAGCGCGAUCUCCGACUUCGCGUGGACAGUUACCACCUGGAGAUCUUCACGAACACUCAGACUGAGACGACCAAACGCUGGACUUUCGAAGCGGAGAUCAAGCGUCCGUACUUCCAUGUUACGGAACUCGAUGAAGCCCAGUUGGUGAACUGGAAGAAGUAUCUUGACUUUGAGGAAGCCGAGGGUUCAUUCUCUCGAACUCAGUUCCUGUAUGAGCGGUGCCUGGUCACUUGUGCCUAUUAUGACGAGUUCUGGUUCCGAUAUGCUCGUUGGAUGGCUGCUCAGCCUAACAAGGAAGAAGAUGUGCGGAUCAUAUAUCAGCGUGCGUCGUAUCUCUACGUCCCGAUUGGCAAUCCCACUAUCCGACUUCACUAUGCCUAUUUCGAGGAGGUGUCAGGCCGCGUGGACGUGGCAAAGGAUAUCCACAAUGCGAUCCUCAUGUGUCUCCCCAGCCAUGUCGAGACGAUUAUCUCACUCGCCAAUCUGUGUCGUCGCCACGGAGGUCUGGAUGCGGCCAUUGAAAUCUACAAAACACAGUUGGAUUCACCAGAGUGCGAAAUGGCCACGAAGGCUGCUCUCGUUGCCGAGUGGGCCCGCCUUUUGUGGAAGAUCAAGGGCAGCCCUGACGAGGCUCGCACGGUUUUCCACGAGAAUCAGCGUUACUACCUCGACAGCCGACCCUUCUGGUGCAGCUAUCUCGUCUUCGAAAUUGAGCAACCCACCAGCGAGGCGACCGAGUCGGUUCAGUAUGAACGCAUCAAGCAGGUCAUUACUGACAUCCGGUCCAAGAGCGUUCUGCAAGUCGACGCUGUCAAGGAACUCGUGCAAAUUUACAUGACAUACCUUCUCGAAAGGGGCAAGGACACUGCGAAGGAAUACAUGACCCUGGAUCAUGAAAUCUAUGGUCCUUCAUCUGUGGCUUCCGCUCGGACUGGCGGAAAUGUGCCGGUGCAACCCACCACUGCCGGCGGACAAUUCGCUUCAAUUCCUCACAUGCAGCCCACACCGGAUGAGGCCGCUGCAUACGCGUACUACCAACAGACGGCAGCGAACGGUACAGCCGCUUAA